AUUCAGGUGACGGACAUGGGGCAAUUACAUGGGAAAGCUACGUUUGCGAAUGCAGCGUUGCCGUUCGUGAACAUCUCGGAGAAGGAUGUGAACAAGUGCUGGGAGUCGUUCAACGACGUGGCCGAGGGCUUUGGGAUUAAUCGCGUGGAAAUGAUCGACAUUUGCAGUCCCCUGCAAGACACGUUUGAAAUCAAAGCAAAGGCAGAGAUGGAACGCAUCACUGGGCUGCUCUUUGACGCGAUGGACACGGACGAAAAUGGCCUUGUGGACGCGCUCGAGUUUCUCGGGGCGUUGGCACUACUCAGCGCCAUGACCAUUCCCCAGAAGAUCACGUUCGUGUACAACUGCUACGACUUUAACGAAAGCGGCGAGAUCACGAUCGACGAACUGACGCUGGCCAUGAAGUCGACGCUCACGGGGCUGUGCAAGCUGUCCAUUGGCCGGUCUUGUCCAACCGAAUUAGUGUUGGAGGAAAUCGCGCUCUUUGCGUUUCGCAAAGCAGGCAAACACCCCGACAAGUGCAUUACGCUGCCAGAGUACAUUAAAUACUGUGAAACGACCCCCGAAGUCAACACGUGGGUAUAUUUCUUUGACGCGCCGCAAGACUUGUCGGACGAGUACGAUCUUGCAGACAGUGAUUUGGACGUGGAAGCGCAUGCUCCCAUCUACUCGCGCGCCCAGAGCGCCAAUAUGGACGCCGAUAUACCCAAUCCCCUUGUGCAUGAAUAUGCCGCUACGGACGAGCCAGCGUUCACGCAACCGUGGCAAAAUACGGUGGCCAACGCCGCGCCCACGUCCGUGCCCGAGAACGCGAUUCCAUUGCCCAGUUUGACCUUGGACUGGAUUUACGGCAUGAAUUCGGCGGGGCGGCAGACCGUGAAUUACGUGUCGACGAAUGAAAUCGCAUACCCAGCGGCCUCGGUUGUCGUCUUGUACGACCACGUCGAGCACAAACAACGCUAUUGCCAGUACCAUACGGACUUGGUAUUGAGCUUGGCCGUGCACCCAAAUCAGUCGGUGGUGGCAUCGGGGGAACAAGGCACUCGCCCUCGUAUUUGCGUGUGGGAAGUGCAGUCGCUGCGUCUGCUCUGCACCCUUCGACACUUGCACUCAGUGGGCAUCGGGCACCUGGCGUGGAUGCCCGACCAACGAACCCUCUUGUCGAUUGGCAACGAUGCGUUUCAUACAGUGGCUAUUUACCAAUGGCCGACGUCGGGUUUGAUGGGCAUGCCCCAGCUCACACACACUGCACGAACGUCUCCGUACCGUGUCUUGGCGCUGCAACCUAUAACUUCAUCCCUGUUCGUCACGUGUGGCCAGCACCACAUCAGCUUUUGGUACCAGGACAGCAUCGAGAGUUCACCAGGACUGGUAUUCCAUCCCAAGCCGGGGGUGUUGGGCAAAAAAGCCAAAAUGCAAACGCUGUUGAGUAUUGCGCCUAUUUCGGACAAGUUGAUGCUAUCCGGCACCGUUCGUGGUGAAAUUUGGCUGUGGGAAGGCCGCAACGUGAUCAAGGUACUGUUUGCCCACGCGGCAGCCGUGAACGUUCUGCAUGUGUUCUCGGGCGGAGUUGUGUCGGGCGGAAAAGAUGGUAAAAUUCGACUCUGGAGCAAACGGAUGGAACCAGGGGCGUCGUUUGACAUUGUUGCACUGGGCAGUUUUGUCGGCCGUGUCCGAAGCGCCGUGACGAAUGGCGACGCGACGAAACUGCUAAUUGCCACGGGCGGCGCCGAAAUCUACGAAUUAAGCACGUCGGACGGAUGCAAUUUGCAUUAUGGGCCGCUGGUUAUGGGCCACUGCAGCCGCAAACUAGGCGGGUUGGCAGCCCAUCCAACGAACCACGAAAUGUGCUCCGUGGGGGACGACCGCAGCAUUCGCGUAUGGGAUUUACUCCACCACCGUAACUUGCGUGUGGUGAAUUUGGACGCACCGGCUCGAUCGUGCAUGUACUCUCCUGAUGGAAAAGUGAUUGCUGUGGGGUUGGGCACAGACGUGGACAGCGACACCCCCCACUUGAACGGAGCGUUUACGAUCUUGAAUGAACCGAAUUUGGCCGUCAAGUAUCAAGGAAAAGACUCUAAAAAGUUCAUUUCCAACGUCAAAUUCAGUGCCGAUGGCACCACACUCGCUGUCUGUUCGGAAAACGUCGUGUACUUGUACAACACGGACGACUGGGCGUCGAAAGGAAAAUGCCGCAGCAAAGACCCGAGCGUGGCGUUCUCGCACUUUGAUUUGAGUUCCACGGGCGAAUGGCUUCAAAUUGCGACGACCAAAGGCGAAUUAGUGUAUUACGACACUAAUUCCAGUGUCGAAAACACCCGCCUCGGGGCUCUCAAAGACGUGACGUGGGCGACAUGCACGUCCAUAUAUGGGUGGCCAGUGCUGGGGGCGUGGCCAGUGAAAAAGAAUUCGUUUGAUGUGGUGGCACUGAACCGCAACCGCGCUGGUACAGUUUUAGUGACGGGCGAUCAAUUUGGACACAUUCGGGUGUACAAGUACCCGUGCUUACCCUCGGCCAACUUGAGCCACCAGUACCAUGGCCACAGUGGCCGCAUCUCCCACGUCGAAUUCACCAUGGACGACCAGUACGUGAUGACGAGUGGCCAAGACGACCGGUGUUUGUUUCAGUGGCGCAUGGAAAUGGAAGUGCACGAGCCCACACCGCCAGAAUUCGAAUACCACGCGACAUCGGACGAUGAAAUGGAGUUGCAAACCCCGCUGGAGCGAAGUCCGUUUGAAGAAGCAUCGAACGUGGGCGAAUUUGCCAUCGAGUCUCUGGUACACGAGCGAGGAAGUGAACAAGCCGAGCCAGUCAAACCAUGGGUUGGCAGUUGCAUUCCACCGACCACAGCCGCUCCUGAACCUGACACGACGAUGCCACCUGAACAGCUCGAGAUGGACUGGAUCUAUGGCUAUCGCUCCCAUGACAGCCGCAACAACCUCAAGUACACAAAGCAAGGCAAAAUCGUGUAUCCAGUGGCCAAGGUCGUUGUUGUGUUUGAUGCCAAGGGAUGGUCCCAAAAACACUUUAAACAACAUCAAGACGAAGUACUGUGCUUGGCGGUGCAUCCGACUUUGGACGUCGUAGCAUCGGGGGAAGGUGGGAAAUACCCCGCCAUUCACGUGUGGCAAGUGCAGGCGCUCGACGUACUGUCGACGCUUCGCGGCACCCACAAGCGCGGUGUGGUCGAACUCGCGUUCAAUCCUGCGGGGAAUCUGCUAGCUUCCGCUGGCAGCGAUGCAGACAACCGCAUUGUCUUGUACGACUGGGAACUUGGCGUCGUGUUAUCAAGUGUCAAGUCUGGCGCCCACAAACUGCUCGGGCUUGUGUUUCAUCCCACUGCAUCGACGUUUUUAGCGGUACUGUGCUUGGCGGUGCAUCCGACUUUGGACGUCGUAGCAUCGGGGGAAGGUGGGAAAUACCCCGCCAUUCACGUGUGGCAAGUGCAGGCGCUCGACGUACUGUCGACGCUUCGCGGCACCCACAAGCGCGGUGUGGUCGAACUCGCGUUCAAUCCUGCGGGGAAUCUGCUAGCUUCCGCUGGCAGCGAUGCAGACAACCGCAUUGUCUUGUACGACUGGGAACUUGGCGUCGUGUUAUCAAGUGUCAAGUCUGGCGCCCACAAACUGCUCGGGCUUGUGUUUCAUCCCACUGCAUCGACGUUUUUAGCGCUGAACACCCACACGGUGCUAUUUUACGCCCAGCAAGGCCGAAAUCUCGUGCGAAAGCAAGCGGUGAUGGGCAAACGAGGGUAUUUGCAGCCAUUUUUAUCGGUGGUAUUUCUCCACCAAGACGCGAUCGUCGGGUCCACGAGCGGCGAAUUGUACAAAUUCAAGGGCAUUGAGUUGGUGACGAUUGUGCCGGCGCAUACCCGCAACGUGGCUGCUCUCGUCGUCAUAAACGGCACGUCCCUGUGUAGCGGCGGUCGGGAUGGUCUCAUCAAGCUGUGGUCGGGCGAUUUGGAGUGUCUCUCCGAGUGGAAUUCCGUGCACGAGAUGCCUGUACGGUCUCUAGCGUGGUGCAACCAGUCGAUUCUCGUGGGUACAAGGGGUAGUGCGGUGUUGGAGCUGAGUUUGUCGGAUGGGUCUGUUCAAUGGAGUGUCGAAAUGCACUGGAAAGGCCACGUCCAGGCUUUGGCUAUACACCCGUUAAAAGACAAAGCAAUCACUGGCGGAGACGACGCUACGCUGCGGCUGUGGGACCUGCAUCGGCACCGAUGUGUGCUCAAAUUCACCCUUGAAACCGCCUCCAGGGCAGUGGCGUAUUCACCUGAAGGCGCGUACGUGGCCGUCGGACUCGGCGGCAACCCCCGCAAGAAUCGGCAUAAAAAGGAUGGCACAGUGUUGAUUUACGAAGAAAAGGUCGUGGAUGGCGCCGUCCAACUAGAGGUACUCCAUGAGACGAGAGACACCAAGCAGCCGAUUUCGGUUGUGGCGUACUCACCCGACGGCGUGUCGUUGGUGGUCGGUUCCCAGGACAAUUCGAUUUACAUUUACGACGUGCCCAACGAAUACGCCAAGCGCGCCACCUUUACCAAGCACAAAAGCUUUAUCACGCAUUUCGACAUCACGAGCGAUUCGCAAUAUCUACGCAGCAACUGCGGGGGAUUCGAGCUCUUGUUUGCCGAUUUGACGACAGGGUCCCACGUUGCCAGUGCCUCGGCAUUGAAGAAUCAAUCGUGGCACACUUGCCACACUAUUUUCAACUGGUUCAACCAAGGCGCAUGGCCUCCUUCAUCUUCCCAGACGAGUAUCACGGCUAGCGCGGCCAAUUCUACCGGCAUUCUCGUGGUGGGCGAUUCCCAGGGUGCGCUUAAAUUGGUCCGAUUUCCGUGUGUGCGGGGCGGGCUUCCAUCUAAGAUGUACAGCGGACACGUUGGACCUGUUCAGGGCUUGUCGUUUAGCCAAAACGGAGCGUUUUUAAUUAGUGUGGGACUCUAUGAUCAUGGAAUUGUGCAGUGGAAAGUGUCGAGUUCAAUCCCCGUGGACAAAGAUAUGGCCAAUCCAGCCAAGUUGGUUGAACCGGAUCCGGAUAUGGAAACCGAAGGCUGGUUUGUACCGACCCCGAUGGCUGUUGCGCCGUUUGCAGGCGCCAAGCCAUACUUGAGCAGUUUAAUUCCGCCAUCGGUUGUCCCAGAUGAACCCCAGUCGUUUCCGUUUAAUUUGACGCUUGAAUACGCUUAUGGCGCCAGGCUUCAAGACGUCCGUGGGUCAUUGGGGUAUUCCAAAUCCAAGAGAUUGAUCAGCAUCACGGGUAACAUGGGCAUCAGUUACGACCGGAAACACCACACUCAAGUGUUCUACUCGGGGCACACCGCCCCCAUCAUCUCGCUGGCGCUGACUGGCGACGGAUUGCUCGUAGCCACUGGCGAAGAAGUGUUUACGUCAUCGAAUCCUUCAGUCCGACCUCGGAUUCACAUUUGGGACCCCGCCGCCUGCUCGCCUAUUGCCAUUUUGGCGCCGUUUCACUCGAAAGCUGUCGUGUACUUGACGUUCAACGACACCAGCACUCGCCUCGUAAGCAUCGGGAAGGACCCGUAUCAGUCCAUGUGCAUCUACUAUUCUCCGUCCAAGCUCUGGCACGACAGCCGCAUCCUGGCAACCACACGAACCACCCAUCUCCCCGUGCGAUUUGCACUGACAUUGCCUCCGAUGCAAAGUGUGUAUGACGUCAUCACGGGCGGCGCUGAUCACGUCAUCUUUUGGCGGGUGGACCCCCCUUUUUGUCACGCGACGAUGGGCACAUUUGGAGCCCAUGGGCAGAUUCAAAUGGUGACUUGUGGGGGCGCAUUGUUGGAUCAAUCGUCGGUUGUCACGGGCACGCGCACGGGCCAUUUGUACCUGUGGGACGCCCAUACGACCACAAUUGAAAAGAGUAUACCUGCACACGCUGGCACGAUCAACACCAUCGCAGUGUCGGUGUUGGGUGUCGUCACGGGCAGUGCGGACGGCCAUGUCAAAGUGUGGAGUCGAACAUUGCAUCCGAUCUGGGACUGUGACAUGGUGCAAGCCAAACCCGCGUGUUCCAACCCGAUUGUGCGCAGUGUCGCAUGGGACGUGUUUGAGUCUCGGUUCCUUGUCGGCACCAAAGGUGGGGAAGUGUACGAGCUCAGCCAAGAACGCGGCGACACGAAUUUAGUGUUAGAAAGUCACUCGGAGCACGGGCUAUUUGGUCUGGCUACCCACCCAAACCAGGCAAAUAUCGUCGCGACCGGUGGCGAAGACUGUGCCUUGCGUGUGUGGAAUGCCCAUACUCAUGAACUGAUUGGAAAAGUGAUCAUGGACACCCCGAUCAAGUGCAUCAGUUAUUCUGGGGAUGGCAAAUUGCUCGCGGUAGGACUCGGCAGUGCAUCUCAAACGACGCAGUUAAAAGACGGAGCUUUUUGCAUUUUGGACGCCACGACAUUGGAAAUCGUGCACGAAGGGCGAGACUCCAAGCAAAGUUUGGCCGAUAUCAAGUUUAGCCCUGACGGCACGUUGCUAGCGAUUGGGUCCCACGACAAUUGCAUUUACUUGCACUCGGUCAUGGAAAACUACGCGCUAAAGUCCAAAUGCACCAAGGCCACGGGACACAUCACCCACUUGGACUUUUCCAAAGACAGCCGAUACCUUCGUGCCAACAGCGACGCGUUCGAGUUGAUCUACUUAAAUACGCUGGACGGGGCGUGGAUCAGUAGCCCGAGUCUCUUGCGCGACGUUGAUUGGGCGAGCCUGACGUGUGUUUUAAGCUGGGCGUCGCAGGGCGUCUGGGGCGACUCGACUGAUUUUGUGCACGCGAUGGCCGUGGCGAUGUCCAAGAAGGUGCUCGUGUGUGGCAAUGACAAGGGCGACCUCAACUGCCACUCGUUCCCGGCUUUAUCCAAAAACAUGGCAUACGCAACGGUCCGAGGCCAUGGCGGGCCAGUGCACGGAGUCGCGGUCAGUUGCGACGACACGACGUUGUUUACGAUUGGGAGCUCAGACCGGACGCUGUUUCAGUGGAAAUUUGUCGACUCGGCGUAG
Molecule: messenger RNA, 7002 nt
Organism: Aphanomyces astaci
Lineage: Eukaryota; Oomycota; Saprolegniomycetes; Saprolegniales; Verrucalvaceae
Exons: 43
Coding region: 16-7002 (2328 amino acids)
Molecular function (GO): calcium ion binding; microtubule binding
Source: RefSeq, a predicted model, not a curated record